This is a messenger RNA of Lytechinus variegatus (green sea urchin), 1449 nucleotides long. Its product is annotated as aquaporin-8-like. The coding region runs from base 238 to 1035 and encodes 265 amino acids. The record is from RefSeq and is a predicted model, not a curated record. Gene Ontology annotation, biological process: transmembrane transport. Gene Ontology annotation, cellular component: plasma membrane. The transcript has 5 exons. Gene Ontology annotation, molecular function: water channel activity. NCBI's taxonomy places the organism in Eukaryota, Metazoa, Echinodermata, Echinoidea, Temnopleuroida, Toxopneustidae.
AUACCAAGGUGUAGCCCGUUUAUGAAAAAACCACUUGCUCAUAAGGUUCUUUUACCGCCAUUUUUUCUCUUCACGCUUGUUUGUUUCUUCUACAAUCUUUGGCAGUUAUACCUCAGGAAAGCCAUUCAUCUGCUAUCCAGUAUACUGGCAUCAUUUAGUCACCGUAAGGCUGCUACUCUAAAUCCCCAUUUGGAACAUAUUUUGGGAUAAAUUUCAGAUUGAGUUGCAAUACAAAAAAUGGCGCGCAGGAGAGAUAGAGAUGACAAAAUUUCGAUCGAUGCCAGCGACAUCGUCGAACUGUCGAAAGCGACGUCGAUCUUCGAGAAGUUCAUCCAGUCGACAUUCGCUGAGUUCGCUGGAACCAUGAUCUAUACCUUCCUAGCCUGUAUGGCAGUAACUACGAUGGAUGUAACUCUGAUUGCAUUCGCAGAAGGACUGGGAAUUGCCUUCCUCUGCUCAGCAUUCUUGAAUGUCAGUGGAGGUCUCUUCAAUCCAGGAUUAACAUUUGCCAUGGCAUUGGCUGGAGGAGUCAACGCAAUCGCUGCCAUCUUGUAUUUCAUUGUCCAGAUCGUCGGAGCUCUGAUAGGGGCUGCAUUUAUCAAGGCUGUAGUCCUCAAUGACUCCUACUACGACAUCAAAGGAGGCUGCAACCAGUACCGCGGCCUUGUACCUUACGAUAAGUAUGACGCCAACCGACAAAUCGACAUGACCCCUGGUACAGCCGUGGUCAUUGAGGCCAUCCUCAGUACCAUGAUCUAUCUCGUUUACCUCAUGGCUAACCUUGACAAGAAAGCCCGCCAGGUCACCGGCCCUCUCGCCUACGGAUUCGCGGUCCUCGUCAGUAUCAUUUGCGCGUAUCAUUGCACUGGAGCUUCUUUCAACCCAGCCCGUAGCUUUGGACCCGCGGUCAUCUCAGGCUUCUGGGCAGAACACUACAUCUACUGGGCUGGUCCAGCCAUUGGUGGUCUCUUGGCAGGGCUCUUCUACAGGUUGAUUCUCGGAGAUAGGAAGAAGCGUUUCAUCCUCAAACAUUAAGUCAAGACAACUACCAUAUAGGUCAACAUGUUCUCACUCUAGACUACGUAACAAUGAAAGAGGGUUAUCACAAACUUCACAUCCUUGUUGCCUAACCAUAAAUAACAAAAGUUUCCCUGGUUAAUGAAAAAUAACUUCUAUCCCGAUAUAUCACAAAAAUAUGAAAUACACUCUAAACUAGAUUAUAUAGGGAUGAACUACUUACUCUAUACUGUUAAAACAAAGUCGCACGUGAAACUAUUGAUAUUUUCAUGCUUAAGAGAUAGACAUUCAAGAUAUUUACAUUUCGAGAAAAUAUCGGAAGUCUAUACAACCUUCUGUAAAUUUUAGAUAUGUUGAAUACAAACAUUAAAUCUGGUAAAGAGAAAUAUUGUAUUAUUUCUGUACGAUUUAUCAAAUAGCAACACACACAAU